Messenger RNA from Cladophialophora psammophila CBS 110553, 822 nucleotides. RefSeq lists its product as uncharacterized. Bases 1 to 822 code for a protein of 273 amino acids. Gene Ontology annotation, cellular component: cytoplasm. Gene Ontology annotation, molecular function: oxidoreductase activity, acting on the CH-OH group of donors, NAD or NADP as acceptor. Lineage: Eukaryota; Fungi; Ascomycota; Eurotiomycetes; Chaetothyriales; Herpotrichiellaceae. The record is from RefSeq and is a predicted model, not a curated record. The transcript has 4 exons.
AUGGCUGCUCAGAAGAAAAGUGUUGUCGUAACUGGAGGAGCGUCGGGAAUAGGGUUGGGAAUCACCCGUUCGUUUGCGGAACAAGGUGCACAUGUUUCCGUCCUCGAUGUGAACCCUGAGGGUGCGCAAAUUGUCAAAGGGUUGUCGUCAGAGUUCCCCAAUGCUACCUUCUCGUUCACGAAAGCCGAUAUCUCCAACUGGGAUGGGCUAGCAACGGUCUUUGAGCAGAUUUAUCGAGAACAAGGCCGGAUCGAUGUCGUGAUGGCCAAUGCUGGGAUAUCUAAAGAACCGAGAUUGAUCGUGGACGAAGACGCGCCUUCAAAGCCACCUUUGCAUACCUUGGAAGUUAAUUUGAUCGGAACAAUAUACACCGUAAAGCUGGCUAUCCACUACAUGAGGAAGAAUCCUGUUGUCAAUGGUGCCACAGCCCCUUCCAAAGGCUCCAUCAUCUGCACAGCAUCGAACGCCGGGUUAUAUGCGUUCGCAGUCGCACCGCUUUAUGCCGCGUCCAAGUUUGGGGUCGUCGGUCUGGUGAGAUCACUCGCACGUCAACUUGAGAAAGAGGCGAUCCAGAUCAAUGCUUUGGCGCCUGCUGUUCUUGAGACAAACAUUGCUCCGGACAAAGCGUUGUUCAAGACGAUGAUCCUCACACCCAUGUCCACGCUGACACGAGGGGUUCAGCAGCUAGUAUCAGAUCCAUCCUUGACCGGUCAGAUUGCUGAAAUCCACGGGGAAAGCGUGACCCUAAGGGAACCGACCCCAUACGUCGAUGAGGACACUGGCACGAACAUCGAGACGUUUUGGUCCUUGGGAUAUGCUUGA